Cynara cardunculus var. scolymus (artichoke) is the source of this 1059-nucleotide messenger RNA. Its product is annotated as pectinesterase inhibitor 10-like. Gene Ontology annotation, molecular function: enzyme inhibitor activity. The record is from RefSeq and is a predicted model, not a curated record. NCBI's taxonomy places the organism in Eukaryota, Viridiplantae, Streptophyta, Magnoliopsida, Asterales, Asteraceae. Gene Ontology annotation, biological process: negative regulation of catalytic activity. The coding region runs from base 174 to 785 and encodes 203 amino acids. The transcript has a single exon.
GUUUAUAUAAGAUAAACCUCAUCGAUAUCUACAUUCAGUUUCCUAUAAAUUUGGAGUGUUUGCUCCACUUUCAUAACCUACCUCUUUAGCUUCAAACUUUGAGCUAGACAGAGUUCUCUUUACUACCCCCAAUUAAAACUUCUACUGCCAUUCAGCAAAAAAAUAUACAAGAUAUGGAAGGCGCAUAUUCGACCAACUCUCGAGCACAAAACGCUAUCCUAAUAAUACUUCUCUACACGGCUUCCUCCAUCAGUUUCAUCUCAGCCCUCAAGAAAACAAACGUCGAAUUCAUCAGAUCAUCAUGCAGUUUGACGGCUUACCCUACACUCUGCUUCAACUCACUGUCAACUCAAGCAGGUGCAAUCCAAACAAGCCCUAAGCUACUAGCGCAAACAGCUCUAUCUGUCACCCUUGACACCACCCGCUCCACCUCCUCAGCAAUGGUAAAAUUGUCACAAGUGCAUGGCAUGAUUCCUCGAGAGGUUGCGGCCAUGAAAGACUGCAUUGAGAUGCUAAGUGACUCUGUUUACGAGUUGAAUAGAUCACUCAAGGAGAUGAAUCGACCGGGUUCUAAGGAUUCCGGGCUAGUGAUCAACGACAUACAAACAUGGGUCAGUUCCGCAAUGACAGAUGAAGACACAUGCUCUGAAGGAUUUGUGAAUGACCCAAAAAUGAAAAGUGUGGUCAGAGGAAAGAUUGUGAAUGUUGCACACUUGACCAGUAAUGCUUUGGCUUUGAUCAACAGUUAUGCUAGCUUCUCUAAGCAUGAAAUUCAGAGAAAUUAGAGCUAUAAUGGUAGGAUGUAUUUCAGGAAUCAUAAAACAAGGCAGCUGAAAGGAAACAUGAACUGAAGCAGCUAAACUUCAAGCACAUAAGCAGAAGUUAUAGCUCAAUUUUUUUAUUUUAAUUCCCUUGUAACAAUGUGUGAAUUAUGGCAAAUUAUUGCUAGCCUAGUUUCAAAUGCAAUGUACUAUUGAGUAAGCAUAUGAUCAUGUCUCCUAUUGCUUUCAUACUUUAUGUAAACUGGAAAUCUAAAAUGAAAAGGAAGUUGUUUAAGAA